Molecule: messenger RNA, 4104 nt
Organism: Tetrahymena thermophila SB210
Lineage: Eukaryota; Ciliophora; Oligohymenophorea; Hymenostomatida; Tetrahymenidae
Exons: 4
Source: RefSeq, a predicted model, not a curated record
AUGAGUGUUAAUAAAGCUAACGUUCGCCAUUCAAAAAACCUUUCCUAUUCUAAUUUAAAUGAGUCUAACAAUAAUAGCAGCAAUCCUAAAAUUUUAGAUAUUCAUGAGAAGUAUCAUGUUCCAUUUGGUACAUCAUCAGCCAGUUAAAACUCUACUCCUUCAAAUUCUAUUGUUUCAAAUAUAAAAAAAGUUAUAGGUUCUAAUUCAGUACUAUUGCAUCCAACAAGUUAGUAAAAGAAGAAUAGUAUCAAUGGUAAAAGCUCUCCAAAAUAUUUGAAUCUUUCUGGUAAUGAAGUUAAAAUGCAAAAUUAAACUUUAUAAUACUUUCCUUCAAACAGUCUUGUAAAUAAUUAGGGGAGUAAGAAAAUAAGUAGAAAAGAGAGCAACGGCUCUAAUAGCGAGGAAAUAAACUAGCUAAAUUAGUAACAAUUAUUCGUCAAACAGUUGGCUUAAGCCAAUUAAAUAGAUUAAAUGAACAAUAAUGAAGAAAAUUCAUUAAAUAGCAACGUUAUUACUAGCUCCAAUGAACUUAAUUUAGGAUUAGCCCAAGGUAACAUUUCUUCUGCAUCAUCUAAUCAAAUAUCAGCAAAGGAGCAUAUCCCACUGAAUAAAUAGUAGCCUUAAUUCAAGUUGUAUUCUUAAAUGUAUGAAUAAAUGAAGUAAAGUAAAUAAGCCAGCAAUUCUAGGAUUGGGUUCAAUCAAUCUGAAGAUCUCUCAAAUAAAUUUUCUACUAAUAGCAAUUCAUAAAGCAAUAUUUUCAGUUAGUAAAAUUAGUAAAACAGUAAUAAGAGUUAAAAUGAGAAUUAGUAUCAAAAGAUAGCUUAAUCAACAAAGUAAUUUCAGUAAAAUAUGCAAAAGAAUAGCAGCUAUUCACCUGAAAAUAAAAAAUCUUCAUCUCCGAUGAUAUAAUUUAACUACUAAUCAGUCAUGGCUGUGAAUCAAAAAAAUUUAAAAUAAUCUUAGCUUCAAAAUAGCUAGUAGCAAACAAAUUAGCCAUUGUAAAAUAACGAUAGUUCAAAAGUAUAGUAAUCUUAAUCUGGUUCUAAGGGUUAAUCAAUGAAUUCAUCUCUUUAAUUAAAGAGACAGUCAGGCGAGUAGUCAAAAUUAAAUUUAUUCUCCGAAGCAUUGGCUAAUCAGCCAUCUUCUCCUAUGAAAAACAUACGUUCAGGGGGAUAAAAGACAAAUCUGGGUGAGAGCAAAUCCACAAAACAUUCUUAAAGCAACAGCAAAGAACAUUCGUAAUUUCUAGCACAAACUUAACAGAAUUAAUUUUUUUUUCAUGGACACAACAAUCAAAACGAUGGAAGAGUCUAUUCUUCUACUCCUUCUCAUAGUAAGCAAAUUUAAUACAUGCAACAAUAAUAAAACCAUUAAAUUUAAUCGAACUUGACUACAUCCAACUCCUAAUCAGAUCUUCUAACAUUAAAUGCUAAUUAAUUAUAACAAAUACCAAAUGAUGACACGAAUGCCUCUUCGCCUUUGAUAAAAUCAGUUGGAAGCGGAAAAUUAGGUUCAAAUCAAAGGAAAGAAUUUGUGAAACAGCACAUAUAACUUUAAUAAUAAAUUCAUCCUUUUCAUCGUUAAACAUAUUCAGUUUCUAAUAUUAAAACAAACUAAACACUCUAACUCAACCAAUCACAAUAAGUGUAAGCUAACCCAGAAGGCUAUUUGUAAUAAUUUAGUAAAGAUGCUACGAGAAACUAAAAUAGCUAGUCUAAUAGCAACUCUCUUUCUUAAAUAAAGAGAAACUAAAGUAAUCCAAAAUAAACAUUAAAUAUUAGCAUUAAUAAUACUUCAGCAGUAGGAAAUAAUACAUUUUAUAUGCCAAACAACACCUAUACAAAUCUCACAAACUUGAGUACAACAAACGCAGCUAAUUAACAAAAAUAGUAAAUGAAUAGCAGCCACUUGAAAUAAAACAUAAAAAAUACCACAAAUAUCAAAAAUUCUGAAGUCUCUUUAGAAUAAAUGAAAAGAAUUUAUAUUCCUACAACAGGAGAGCAAAUAAAAAAUUACAAUAGUUACAUGAGCAAUGCUUAGUCAAAAAGUCCUUCCAAAAAUGAAUCAAAAGUUCAUGAGUUUGAUAAUAUUAAUUUUAUUACAGGCUAAACCAGUAAAGGGGAUGAAGAUAGAAAAUAUGUAAAAAAAGAAAUGUAAUUAAGAGACAUGCAAAAUUAUUGGUUAAAAUUAAUAUAAUUGAAUAAUAACUCUCAAAAUCCCAGUGUAAGUAAUAGCUUAGAGAAAAAGAAGCCUCAAUUACUCAUGGUUUAAGGCAAGGGUGUUCAGGAAACUAACAAAAGCUCAGGUUAACAAAAUUAAGGGCAAUUUACAAGCAGAAAACUAUUGGCAUAUCAAAACGGAAUUAAAUAGAUAACUGAAUAUGAUUAUUCUCUUAAAAAUAUUGUAGAUUAGAUCCUGUUAUUUAAUUAGCUGUAUUUGAAUUAAGUCCCCAAUUUAUAUCAAGAAAAUGAAAAACUCAGACAGGCAAAUAAAAUUAACUUGGAAGAAAUAUCUGAAUUGAAAUAAAAAGUUGCUGUAGGUGAUAGUGUUAUGGUUAAACUUAAAAAGGAUUUAACCAAAUGCGAAUAAUAGUUGGCUAAUUACACCACUUAAACAUCUCUAAACUAAGAGCAAUUAAUUGUUCUUUCUGGAGAGAAAUCUCCUGCAAAGUUGUAAUAAAAUUAACAAUUAAUAGCUGAAAAUCAAAAUCUCUAAAUGAUCAUUUAAUAGCAGCAAAUUGAAAUUGAACAAUACAAAGAAAGAGAAAAUUAAAUUAGAGAGUUGUUGAUUGAGUUUAAUAAGAAGGGAUUAAUAUAAAUUGAUGUAAAUGGAGAUGCCCUCAUUCGUUCUAUUCAUCAUAACCCUGAAUCAGAAGACAACCAAUCUGGAAACAGGGAAGAAUAUAAACUUUGCAAAAAGAAUCUCAAAGAACUCCUAAAAGAAUAAAAAGGAAACAACUCCAUAAACGGAGAUCAUCUUGCAGACGAUUCAAGAAUUAGUGAUUCUCAAGAAAGUAGCUUUGGAUUUAUUGGAAAAGUAACUUUGCAGGAGAUAGAAACAUAAUAGGAGUUGGAGAAAUAAUAAAGUGAAAGCCCUAUGAAUAGAUAACAAUCUCCAAAAAAAGUAGAUGGAUAGUUAAAAGAAAAACUAAAACUUAAUAUGGCUUAAGUUUAAGAAACUCAAAAAUUAAUUAUUUAAUAAUAAGCAAUUUAAGAAUAAAAUGAAAAGGAGAUGUAAAUGCAUUAGUAAAUGCUUAAAUAGCAAGAAGCAGCAUUAAUUGCAUAGUAAAACUAAAUUAAACAACAAUAAAAAGGAGGAAAGUUAAAAACCCAAAAUGUUUAAGCACAAAAUUAAAUUCUGAAGAAUCCACAAUAAAUAUGCUUACCAUAGCAAAAUUAAAAACUAAAUCAACAGCAAAUUUAAUAACAAUAAUAGCUUAUCCAUAAUUAAUAAUUUAAUAAAAAACAUAUUUAAUAACAAUAACAAUAAAAUCAAAUCAUUUAAUAAUAGCAGUAAUAAUAAUAGUAAUAGUUAUAGAAUCACUUCUAGCAAAAUCCUAACUUAAAUGCUAUUAAAAUUAGUUAGAAUUCUAAUCAAAUUAGUGGUUUGAAUAGCAAGCAAUCAGAAGAAAUGAAUAUUCGUGAUUUAGCACACAUAGAUAAUUCAAAUAUAGAAUAUGAUGAAUUGACAGAAGAUUAAUUGAAUUAAUAAUAUUUAUAAGAUUAAUUGUAAAUCAUAUAGCUACACUAAUAAUAAUUAAAUUUAUAAAAUAUAAAAUCAAAUUAAUAGAACACUCCUUGUGCAUCAGGAUCAGGUGCAGGAGAAAGUUUUAUUAGCAGUGGAAAUGGAGUUAAAAUGCCAAAACCAAAUAUGUAAAAACUUUAAUUGAAAAACUUGUAAAAAUCUGUUAGUCCUCCUAAAUAAAUUGUAAUGUAAGAAAAUGGUUAACCUGGAGCUUAAAAUAAACCUAUAAUUAACAAAAUAGAAAUAGAAGACUCUAGUGGUAUGGGUUUUCACGAUGAAUUUAUGAGUCGUCUUGAUGAAUUCAGUCUUUCAUGGAGAAAAGCCGCUGAAAGGGAAAGAAAACCCCACACAUAAUUUUGA